UCUUUUUUCACUCUCUCUCAUAAAGAAAGCUUUAUCACGUGUGGCCUUAAACUUGCAGCAAAUUGCAAGGAAAUGGCUCAAAGUCUUCAGCUCUUUCUGUGCCCUGGGAGCUGAGAUGCGCGUCAUUGGCCUCGCCAGCGUGGCCAGUUCUCUGCAGACUGCCAGAAAAAAGAGGCCAGCAGGAAAGACGAAAGAGAAGAGAUUGCCCAGGGUCUGUGGUGCGUGUGGUCCAGCCUCUGGCAGAGCCCAUUGAGAGGAACUGGUGGCCUUUGAUCUCCACCUCCAGUUGUCAAGAAAAGUCAGUGAGCCCCUCAAAGUUAGUUUGGUGGAAAUAGGAGAGGAGACGGGUUGAAGAAGUCGGAGAAACUCAAUUCCAGAUUUGACAGAUCAGAGUCAAGGAGUAUUUUUAUAAUGGACACUUCAUCCAAAGAAAAUAUCCAGUUAUUUGGCAAAAAUUCAGUACAACCUGUUGGAAAGUCUUCCUUAAAAACAGAAUAUCCCUCCUCAGAGGAAAAACAACCAUGCUGUGGUGAACUGAAGGUGUUCUUGGGUGCCUUGUCUUUUGUGUACUUUGCCAAAGCAUUGACAGAAGGCUAUCUGAAGAGCACCAUCACUCAGAUAGAGAGAAGGUUUGAUAUCCCUUCUUCACUGGUGGGAAUUAUUGACGGUAGUUUUGAAAUUGGGAAUCUCUUAGUUAUAACAUUUGUUAGCUACUUUGGAGCCAAACUUCACAGGCCAAAAAUAAUUGGAGCAGGGUGCCUAAUCAUGGGAGUUGGAACGUUGCUCAUUGCAAUGCCUCAGUUCUUCAUGGAGCAGUACAGAUAUGAGAGGUAUUCUUUCUCCAAUUCAACUCUCAGCACCUCUCCAUGUCUCCUAGACUCAAGUAGUCAACUACCAAUCUCAGUUCUGGAAAAGUCACCAUCCAAAAUAAGGGACGAGUGCGAAGUUGAUGCCAGCUCCUCCAUGUGGGUUUAUGUUUUCCUGGGAAAUCUUCUUCGGGGGAUAGGAGAAACUCCCAUCCAGCCUCUGGGCAUUGCCUACCUGGAUGAUUUUGCCACUGAAGACAAUGCAGCUUUCUAUAUUGGUGAUUUUGGGUGUGUGCAGACGGUUGCAAUUAUAGGACCGAUCUUUGGCUUCCUGUUAGGAUCAUUAUGUGCCAAACUGUAUGUUGACAUUGGCUUUGUAAACCUAGAUUACAUAACCAUUUCCCCGAAGGAUCCCCAGUGGGUAGGGGCCUGGUGGCUUGGUUAUCUCAUAGCAGGAAUUGUAAGUCUUCUUGCGGCUGUGCCUUUCUGGUGUUUACCAAAGAGCCUACCAAGACCCCAAAGUGGCGAGGACUCUAAUUCCUCUCCUGAGAAGUCCAAGUUUAUUAUAGAUGAUCACACAGACUACCAAACACCCCAUGAAGAAAAAGCAAAAAUAAUGGAAAUGGCAAAAGAUUUCCUUCCAUCACUGAAGAAUCUUUUUGGAAAUCCAGUGUACUUCCUAUAUUUGUGUACAAGUACCGUUCAGUUUAAUUCCUUAUUUGGCAUGGUGACGUAUAAACCAAAGUACAUUGAGCAACAGUAUGGCCAGUCAUCUUCCAAGGCCAACUUCGUUAUCGGGCUCAUCAACAUACCUGCAGUGGCCCUUGGAAUACUUUCUGGGGGGAUAGUUAUGAAAAAAUUCAGAAUCAGUGUGUGCGGAGCUGCAAAACUCUACUUGGGAUCAUCUGUCUUUGGUUACCUCCUAUUCCUUUCCCUGUUUGCACUGGGCUGUGAAAAUUCUGAUGUGGCAGGGCUAACUGUCUCCUACCAAGGAACCAAACCUGUCUCUUAUUAUGAACGAGCUCUCUUUUCAGAUUGCAACUCAAGAUGCAAAUGUUCAGAGUCAAAAUGGGAACCCAUGUGUGGUGAAAAUGGAAUCACAUAUGCAUCAGCUUGUCUUGCUGGUUGUCAAACCUCCAACAGAAGUGGAAAAAAUAUUAUAUUUUAUAACUGCACCUGUGUGGGAAUUGCAGCCUCUAAAUCAGGAAACUCCUCAGGCAUAGUGGGGAGAUGUCAAAAAGAUAAUGAAUGUCCCCAAAUGUUUCUCUAUUUCCUUGUCAUUUCCGUCAUCACAUCCUAUACAUUAUCUCUAGGUGGCAUACCUGGAUACAUAUUACUUCUCAGGUGCAUUAAGCCACAACUGAAGUCCUUUGCCCUGGGUAUCUAUACCUUAGCCAUAAGAGUUCUUGCAGGAAUCCCAGCUCCGGUAUAUUUUGGAGUUUUGAUUGACACUUCAUGCCUCAAAUGGGGAUUUAAGAGAUGCGGAAGCAGAGGAUCCUGCAGAUUAUAUGAUUCAAACGCUUUCAGACACAUAUAUCUGGGACUCACUGUGAUAUUGGGCAUGGUAUCCAUUUUCCUAAGCAUUGCACUACUUUUCAUUUUAAAGAAAAAUUAUGUUUCAAGACAUGAAAACUUCAUAACCAAGAGAGACAGAACAAUGGUGUCUACAAGAUUUCUAAAGGAAAACUGUACUACAAGUGAUCAUUUGCUACAACCUAACUACUGGCCAGGCAAGGAAACACGACUUUAGAAAAAUAAUGACUCGAAGCCAGGUUUUCUAAUCGGUGGACAUUUUGCCAACAAAUAAAUUUUAAAGAAGAACAUGUUAAAUGUGUAAUUUCUUUCUCAUUUCAAAAAAGUCUACUUUGUUUUUGACCCUAGGCAUUAGAUAAUAUACCUGAUAAUAAAUAUUAUUAAACAUAUUACAGAGGAUGCAAAUGAUAAAACUAAUUUUAAACCUUGUAAUUCAUAUAUAAUUUCUUAUAUUAUUUUUCUCCUUUAUUUUGCCUUGUGUUCAUCGAUAUGUAUUAGCUGCAGUUCUAGUAGAACAAUUGUCCCUGUUUGGUUACAUUUAAAGUAAUUUCUAAACUGAGUUACUUGUCUAAAGUAAGAGAACACUGCUAGGAAAUUAGUCAUGCCUUGGACUUCAAGUAUCACCUUAAUGAUGAUGUUAGGAUGGCGCCAGAAUGGAGAGAAAGAUUUCACUUUAAACUCCUCCUUUUCCUUGAAAUACAAUAAUUGAUAUAGAAAUGUGUAGUAGCAAGUGAUCGUGGGCAUCAGAAUUUUGGAUUAUUAGCUCAUCGACUAUUCAUUUACAUAUGCUUCUUGUGUGAUACUGUAAACGACCAUGGUUGUAAAGUAAUAAAGUUAAUGUUAACAUCCUUUAUCAACCUUUUAUGAGUUCAGUAGAUUAAAGAAUAUUGUUAAAUACAAUACUGCCCGUAUUUUAAUGUAUGUAAUCUCCUUAUUUAUAUACAUGAUGUGUUUCUAAAACAUGCUUGAAAGUUGGAUUUUCAAAAGUGUACAAUAAAUGUAGGUGGUGUAAUAGGAAUGGAGAGUGAUGGAUGAAUGAUGGGAAGGCAGGGGGGACAUCUAUUAGUGCCCCACCUGUCAUCCAUCAUGGGGUCUGGGGACUCAUGGAUAGGAAGUUGCCACUGGUACAAACUGCCACUAUCUUUCACUGCAGCUAAAAAGUCCAAGCCAGGCAUUUCCUCUUUCCUGGCUCCUUGGUGCUCCUCUGAGUAGUGUUCAUAGGAUCAGCAGUCCACCAUCUUUAAUAUCAGCUUUAUCAUGUAUUAUACUUUUCUUCAUCCAUCCAGCUAUAUAGAGGGGCCUGAACCUUCCAAGAAAAGCACACUUAAGACAGAGACCUCCCUAGUAAGGCAUCCUUUUCAGCUACCACCAGCUCACAAUCCAAUACUGUCUGUAUUCUGUUAGUCCUAUACAAACCAGAAAAGAUUGGGUAGAAGAAAAAGUUGGGUUAGGAAAGAAAGCCUGAAUGACAUUUAGUAUGAGUGAGAACACAGGAGUCCCUCAAAUGCACAAGAGGAGGACCUGCACUUAUCAAGAAUAUUUUCAAGGUCAGAAUGGAGACACAUAAUUCUACUACAUACCACCCACUCUAAAAAUUGUGUUGCUAGCCUGGGCACCGUGGCUCACACCUAAAAUCCUAGCACUCUGGAAGGCCAAGGUGGGAAGAUCACUUGAGCUUAGGAGUAUUAAGAUCAACAUAAACAAGAGUGAGACUCCAUCUCUACUUAAAAAAAAAAAAAUAGAAAAAUUAGCUGGAUGUUGUGGCAGGUAUCUGUAGUCCCAGUUACUCGGGAGGCUAAGGCAGGAGGAUCACUUGAGCCCAGUAGUUUGAGGUUGCUGUGAGCUAGGCUGAUGCCAUGGCACUGUAGCCCAGGGCAACAAAUUAAGACUCUGUCUCUAAAUAAAUAAAUUAAUUAAUUAAAAUAAAAUAAAUAAAUAAAAAUGGUAUUAUUUAAUCUUUAAAGCAGUCUUAGUAUCAGAACCCUCAUUUUAUAUAUGGUAAAACAGGCUAAGAGAGGUUAAAUAAAUUGCUUAUCCUUGGAGGGGUAUAGUCAGGAUUAAACAUAUGUAUAAAUCUAAAGUUGUCUUUCCAAGCUGACACAAUAUGACAUUAA
Nycticebus coucang (slow loris) is the source of this 4453-nucleotide messenger RNA. RefSeq names its product solute carrier organic anion transporter family member 1C1 (gene SLCO1C1). Gene Ontology annotation, cellular component: membrane. Lineage: Eukaryota; Metazoa; Chordata; Mammalia; Primates; Lorisidae. Gene Ontology annotation, molecular function: bile acid transmembrane transporter activity; protein binding. The record is from RefSeq and is a predicted model, not a curated record. Bases 412 to 2556 code for a protein of 714 amino acids. The transcript has 17 exons. Gene Ontology annotation, biological process: transmembrane transport; sodium-independent organic anion transport; bile acid and bile salt transport.